UUUCCCCUUCCGAAAGCGAAAGUGGGCGCCGGUUCGAUCCCCCGCGAGAAGCAGAAAAGCUAAUUUCCUCCCUGGGAGACCGGAGGGCAGACUCGGCCGCCAUGAUGCUGCCUGCCCCCUUGAAGCUGGCUAUCCCUCUCAUCCUGUGCGACAUGGUCCUUCUCCCCUUGCUAGAUCUCCAGCGAUCCACCUUGGCCUCCCUGGGGGUCCCUGCGGCCUGGCUGGAGGCGGCUCUGCGCCUGCUGGUUCUCUGUGGGGCACGGGGGCUCCUCUCCCUGGCCUGGCCCUCCCAGAUGCCCCUCGCGGCCCUGGCAACUGUGAGCCUGCUGCAGCCCCUCUAUCUCGCCGUGGGGCGCUGGUUUGGAGACCCUCCUCUUCUGCUGUCGUCAGCCCCUUGGUCCUGGCCCCUGCUGGGCUAUGGGGCAGUGCUCUGGCCCACAUCAUCUGGGACGUCCUGGGGCAAAGGGAGGAGGAUGAAAGAGGACAAGGGAGGAGAAGACAAGGCCACCCUCUGGAAGCUGGUGAAGCUCUUCCGCCCAGAUGUGCCCUACCUCGCAGGGCGUUCCUUCCUUACCAUGGCUGUGCUGUGUGAAACAUUCAUCCCUUACUAUACGGGACGCUUGAUUGACAUCUAUGGGCAAUGAAGUACGAUUCGGAUGCCCUUCUCCUCCGCCAUCUUCCUCAUGUGCCUGGCGUCGCUCGGAAGCUCUCUCUCUGCCGGCACCCGUGGGGGACUCUUUAUGAUGUCCGUCUCCCGGGCCAUCAUCCGGAUCCGAAGCGGCCUCUUCUCUUCUCUCGUCCGGCAAGACCUGGCGUUCUUCCAGGAGGUGAAAACAGGGGACCUGACCUCCCGCCUCUCCAGAGACACCACCAUGAUGAGCCGCUGGGUGCCUCUCAACGCCAAUGUCUUCCUCCGCAGCCUGAUCAAGGUCUUUGGGCUCCUUGCCUUCAUGCUUGGCCUGUCGUGGCGCCUGACGUUGCUGACCCUCGUUGAGGUGCCGGUCAUGCUGGCUGCCCAGAAGGUCUACGAUGCCCGCUACAAGGCGAUCCAGGACUCCCUGGCACGGUCUGGGGAGGUGGUGCGGGAGACAGUCUCCUCCGUUGAGACAGUGCGCAGUUUUGCCACCGAGGAGGAGGAGUCUGAGCGCUACGAUGCGGCCUUGGCAGAGACCCACCGGCUCAAGGACCAGAGAGAGAUUGGGGAGAGAGCUGUCUACUUGCUCCUCAGACGGCUCGUGCAACUGGGUCUGAAGCUGAUCAUGCUUCACUCUGGGUACCAGCAGAUCCGUUCUGGCCUCAUGACCCAAGGGAACUUAUUCUCCUUCAUCCUCUACCAGAUGGACUUUGGGUCCUACAUACAGACCCUGAUGUACGUAUAUGGAGAUGCGCUCAGCAAUGUGGGAGCUGCAGAAAAAGUGUUUGACUACCUGCACCGGGAACCAUCCGUUCGCACUGAGGGGACGCUGGCCCCGGACUUCCUUCGAGGUCACGUCUCCUUCAGAAAUGUCUCCUUCUCCUAUCCUUCCCGCCCUGAUGUUCAGGUCUUAAAGAAUGUCUCCUUUGAGCUCCGUCCCAGGGAGAUGGUGGCUCUGGUGGGUCUCAACGGCAGUGGAAAAAGCACCUGCGUGGCACUAGUGGAGCGCUUCUAUGAACCCCAGUCUGGGGAGAUCCUGCUGGAUGGGGUCCCGAUCCGGGAUUAUGAGCACAAGUACCUACACAGCAAGGUGGCGCUGGUGGGACAGGAGCCAGUCCUCUUCUCUGGGUCCAUAUGGGACAAUAUCGCCUAUGGGGUGCAGGAUUGCAGCCAGGAAGAGGUGGAGGCUGCGGCAAGAGAAGCCAACGCCUUGACCUUCAUCAAUGAGCUGGAAGGAGGGUUCACCGCAGAUGUCGGGGAGAAGGGAGGCCAGCUGUCCGUGGGGCAGAAGCAGCGCCUGGCCAUUGCCCGGGCCCUGAUCCGUAACCCCAAGGUCUUGGUGCUGGAUGAGGCCACAAGUGCUCUGGAUGUGGAGAGCGAAGCUGCCAUCCAGCAGUCACUGAUGAGCGGCCAGGCCAGGGCGGUGCUGGUGAUCGCUCACCGGAUGCAGACGGUGGAAAACGCAAACAGGAUCGUGGUCCUGGAGGGUGGGGAGGUUGUGGAGGAGGGGACUCACUCUGAGCUGAUGAACCGGAGGGGUCCCUAUUACCGCCUGGUGCAAAGGAGCCAGGCUGAGUGACGUCCGCACAGGAGGGGGCAGUAACUCUGGGCUGCAUGGUCUUCUGGGAUCCCCCUCUCGAGGUGGUGGUGUGUGUGGCAUAACUGUGUUUGCCUUCUGCUGAGUGGGACCUUGGUCCACAGCCCUGAAGUCCUGCCAUGAUGGGGCCACUAGGAGACUCACCUAAUUGGCUGAUCCUUUCUGAGUGUAGAAACUCCGGGUUAGG
Lacerta agilis (Sand lizard) is the source of this 2418-nucleotide messenger RNA. It is a transcript of the gene TAP2, whose product is annotated as transporter 2, ATP binding cassette subfamily B member. The record is from RefSeq and is a predicted model, not a curated record. Gene Ontology annotation, cellular component: membrane. Gene Ontology annotation, biological process: transmembrane transport. NCBI's taxonomy places the organism in Eukaryota, Metazoa, Chordata, Lepidosauria, Squamata, Lacertidae. Gene Ontology annotation, molecular function: ATP hydrolysis activity; ABC-type oligopeptide transporter activity; ATP binding.